Phyllostomus discolor (pale spear-nosed bat) is the source of this 784-nucleotide messenger RNA. RefSeq names its product gastrokine 1 (gene GKN1). NCBI's taxonomy places the organism in Eukaryota, Metazoa, Chordata, Mammalia, Chiroptera, Phyllostomidae. The record is from RefSeq and is a predicted model, not a curated record. Gene Ontology annotation, biological process: regulation of cell population proliferation. The transcript is spliced from 6 exons. The coding region runs from base 83 to 640 and encodes 185 amino acids.
CCAGUUGAGUACAAAUAUCAGGCUUCUUGUCUGAGUCCAUGCCUGCCUGCCUUCUCCACUCCUUUGCUUUGGUGAAGCCAAGAUGAGGUUCACAAUCAUUUUUGCUGGACUUCUUGGUAUACUCCUGGCUCCUGCCUUUGCUGACUAUAAUAUCAACAUCAGCGAUAACAACAACAGUGGUGGAAGUGGGCAGCAGUCAGUGAGUGUCAACAAUGAGCAUAACGUGGCCAAUGUUGACAAUAAUAAUGGAUGGGACUCCUGGCAUAUGCUCUGGGACUAUGAAACUGGCUUUGCUGCAAUCAGAGUCUUUCACAAGAAGGCGUGCAUUGUGCACAGAAUGAACAAGGAUGCCUUGCCCUCUCUUCAAGCCCUUGAUGCCAUGGUCAAGGAAAAGAAGCUUCAGGGUGAAGGACCAAGGGGACCACCUCCCAAAGGCCUGAUGUACUCCAUCAAACCCCAACAAAGUCAACAACCUGGAACAGUUGGAAAAUCCAUCGUUGGCAUGUGCAAAGGGGUUCCAACGUACAUGGCAGAAGAAAUUCAAGGGGCAAGCCUAUUUUUUUACUCGGGAAAGUGCUUCAGUGUUAAUGUACUCUGGAUUGUGAACAUUUCCUUAUGUGGAAGUACAGAAGAAAACUGAAAAAGAUGUUGCUAUGGAUUUAGUCAUAAAAUAUUCUAUGCAGAAAAAUGUAGGUUCUAAUGUUUUCUGUCACCUCAUUCUGAAAUAUUUUCUCCUAGUUAUGUCUGGUUUCUUUAAGUUUCAAUAAAACUAUUUAGCACUGAA